Molecule: messenger RNA, 1335 nt
Organism: Lodderomyces orthopsilosis Co 90-125
Lineage: Eukaryota; Fungi; Ascomycota; Pichiomycetes; Serinales; Debaryomycetaceae
Product: pepsin-like aspartic protease
Exons: 1
Coding region: 1-1335 (444 amino acids)
Biological process (GO): proteolysis
Molecular function (GO): aspartic-type endopeptidase activity
Source: RefSeq, a predicted model, not a curated record
AUGUACUCACAGAAUAUAAAAACCCCUCUCUUGUAUCUUCAUUCAAGUCCUGUUUUCAUUAAUACGUUACUAAUCCUUGCUUAUAAAAAAGCGUUACAGCAACGACAAAUACUACUAGCUAAUUUUAUUAUGGUUGCAAUUAUUACCUUAACUCGUCAAGUUUUACUUACCCUCGCAUUGGCUUUACUUGCGCGAGGUGCCGCUAUCCCAGAAGAGGUCGCUAAGAGAGAUGACAACCCUGGUUUCAUUUCUUUGGACUUUGACGUUCUUAGAAAACCAUUGAAUUUGACCCGAGCGCUUCUCCACCAGAAAAGAGAUUCUAUUUCCUUGUCUUUGAUCAACGAAGGUCCAUCAUACGCCGCUAAGGUUGCAGUUGGCUCCAACAAGCAACAACAAACUGUUAUUAUUGACACUGGCUCAAGUGAUUUCUGGGUUGUUGAUUCGAAUGCCCAAUGUGAACAGAAUGUUGAUUGCACAAGCUCAGGUACAUUCAAUCCAUCUUCUUCCUCUUCCUACCAAAGUUUGAGAGCUGACUUUGCUAUUCAAUAUGGUGAUGGAUCUACAUCAGAGGGAACUUGGGGUAAAGACACUGUCACGAUUAACGGAGUGUCAAUCACUGGACAGCAGUUGGCAGACGUCACUCAAACCUCGGUCAAUCAGGGUAUUUUAGGUAUUGGCUACACCAGUAAUGAAGCUGUGACUGAUACUUCUGGUCAACGUACCAUUCAAAACUACGAUAAUGUCCCUGUAACUUUGAAGAAACAAGGUAAGAUCAAGACCAAUGCUUACUCGUUGUAUUUGAACUCCCCUACAGCAGAAACAGGUACAAUCAUUUUUGGUGGUGUUGAUAAUGCUAAAUACUCAGGUCUGUUGAUUUCUGAACAAGUGACUCUGUCGAACCAAUUGACCAUCUCACUUUCAUCAAUUGAGUUUAAAGGUUCAUCAUUCUCAGCCGGAACAGAUGCUUUGUUAGACUCGGGAACCACACUCACAUUUCUCCCUAGUUCCCUUGCUUCACAACUCGCUGAUCAAGCUGGAGCUUACCUCGUUCAAGUGGGUAGAGACCAAUAUGCCUAUUUCAUUGACUGUAACACUGAUACAUCUGGUUCAACAGUUUUCAACUUUGGAAAUGGGGCAAAGAUUACUGUACCAAAUUCAGAAUAUGUUUAUCAAAAUGAUGAUGGUACUUGUCAGUGGGGUAUUCAACCAUCAGAAGAAGCCAUUUUAGGUGACAAUUUCUUGAGACACGCAUAUCUCCUUUACAACUUGGAUGCUAACACAAUCUCAAUUGCUCAAGUCAAGUACACUACUGACUCUAGUAUUUCUGCAGUUUAA